CAAUGCAAUACUCGUACCUACAGUAGCUGAAGGAGUCGUAGCAACCCAACUCGAGAUUUUCUGGCCUUCAGGAUUUUGGUGCAACAUUCACAGAAAUGCUCUAAGGCACCUCCCCCAAUGGCUGAGACAAGGCGCAUUUGGGCUUAACUUCAGCUGUCUCCAUUCGCUGGAUUUUACCGAAUUGUGGCAGUGACAGUAGCAGUACUGAACCACGAACCUACUCAUUAGUGCGCCAGACACCCAGCCAUCGAAUUCCCUCAAAUGGCCACGAGUCCCAGCACAACAAAAUGACGGAGAAAUCAAGAAAGGGUUCUGGCACAUCACCAGGGCAGAGAAGGGCAUCGACGGAUCCCAUACAACGUCCCCUCACCAUGGAAGGGCACGAACGAGCGUCGGCCGAUCGAGAACACCCCCGGGUUCGCUUCUCGGAGGAUAUUGAGAGAGUCGCAGCGUCUGCGAGACCUCCUACACCAAAUUUCUCGCUGGAUACCGAUGUAUAUACCGUUGGGGCGGUGGGACGAUCGAAUGAUGGCAGGCAACCCCUCUCACCACAGGUGGCGAGGGUCAGCGCUCUUCCGGCUCAAUCCCCAACAUCACCCCGGACACGAGACCGAGGAUACUCGCUGAGAAGAUCACUGUUCAAUAGAACCAUAGGCACGCAAUCAGAAAGCAGUCCGUUGGAGGAGGUGGUAGAAUCAGGGUCUUCGAGGGACCAUGGACUCAACUCGGCUGGAACAGAAGCGGGGAAAAGAAAGUCGUCUAUGGUGUCAAUUUCUCCAGUCAUUGAAAGCGUCGAAAUCACGCCAGUGACAUCUUCAACAACGAAUCCAGCGAACCAUGCUGCAUCUACAUAUAGGAAGAAGGACCAGAAAACUUUCGGGACGAUCAGUCUACCAAAUUAUGGAUCUUUGGCAAAGAGAAGUCAGGAAAGCCCGCUGGUUCACAGAAUAAAGAGUACCUACAAGGAGAAGAUAAAACCACUUUUCGAGCCAAAACCAAUCCCACCUUCUAAGGAUGGGCGACACAUCGAAUUAGAUGCCUCUAGAAACUACAAUUUGAUCGAUGAAAGAACCAGCAAGGAGUACAUAGGAAACUCCAUCCGAUCCAGUCGCUAUACAGUCUGGAACUUUUUACCUCGACAACUUUUCUUCCAGUUUUCCAAAUUAGCAAACGCCUAUUUUCUCUUGAUCUCAGUUCUUCAAAUGGUGCCCGGUCUGAGUACCACAGGGAAUUAUACUACGAUUGCUCCACUUUUGGUUUUCGUAAUGAUCAGUAUGGGAAAAGAAGGUUGGGAUGAUGUUCGUAGAUACAAAUUGGACAAGAAGGAGAAUAACCAAGAAACAUUGGUUCUCCAUGCUUACAGGCCAUCUCGUGGAGUUACCUCAGCAUCGCCGAAAAGUUACAAGGAAAAGAUAUACAACGGAGUUCCGUUUUACGAACGCAAGUCCUCUCGAAAGAGUGGUGAUACCUCAAUGACUUCUUAUGAACUCAAUCACGAUGAAAUGAAGCACUGGGCAAGCUUGAAGUGGAAAGAUGUUAGAGUGGGAGACAUUAUCAAGUUACGGCGAGACGACAAUGUACCCGCUGAUAUGGUUCUCCUUCAUUCAGAUGGUCCAAACGGUAUUGCCUACAUCGAAACCAUGGCUCUCGAUGGCGAAACCAACCUGAAAAGUAAGCAGGGCCCGCCUUCUCUGGUAAAACAUUGUAAAACAGUGGACGAGAUUGGAGCAUGCCGUGCUACUAUUGUGGUUGAAGAUCCAAACCUUGAUCUAUACAAUUUUGACGGACGAGUUACUGUGGGUGGGGAGACAACGCCCCUCACUACCAAUGAGAUCAUCUUGCGUGGAAGCACUCUUCGAAACACGACAGAGGCCAUUGGAAUGGUUAUAAACAGUGGAGAAGACUGUAAAAUCCGGAUGAAUGCCAACAAGAAUCCUCGGAUCAAAGCACCCGCCAUGCAGUACAUUACCAACAAAAUCGUAAUCAUGUUGGUAUUCUUCGUUAUUGUUCUGGCCCUGUUCUGCUCCAUUGCAUACCAAAUAUGGUCACAGAAUGUUGAAAAACGCUCAUGGUAUUUGCAUAGAGCACAAGUUCCAUUCUGGCAGAUCAUCAUUGGCUUCAUAAUUCUUUACAAUACUCUGAUUCCAUUGUCACUCUAUGUCAGUCUUGAGAUUAUCAAGAUAGGCCAACUCCUGCUUAUGGCUGAUGUUGCAAUGUACGAUGAAGUUACCAAUACACCAAUGGUUUGCAAUACUACUACCAUCCUUGAGAAUUUGGGCCAGGUCGAUUAUAUAUUCUCGGACAAAACCGGAACGUUGACAGACAACAUCAUGCGCUUUAGAAAACUUAGUGUUGCUGGCUAUGCGUGGCUUCAUGACUUUGAUUUGCAGAAAGAAGCAGCUCAGAAGCAGGAAGAGCAAGAGGCCAGAGGGUCUCCGGGACAGAAACAUAAAGGGAAAGGUGUGAUAAGACGGUUUGCGAAGAAACAGUCGUCCAGACCCCAUAUUGAACGAAAUGAGUCCAACGAAUCUACGCAACCAGAGCUUGCAUCUCCAGGAGCGGGUUCCCUGCGUAGAUCCGGCUCAAUAUGGAGGUCAUCAGCCAGGCCAACGAAAGCACAAGUCGAACUUAGGACUGAGGAAAUGCUGCGAUUCAUGCAAUCUAAGCCUCACUCCGUUUUCACCAAAAAGGCCAAGUUUUUUCUGCUCUCGCUGGCAUUGUGUCACACUUGCUUGCCAGAGGUUCAGGACAAUGGAGAGAUAGAGUUUCAAGCUGCCUCACCAGAUGAAUUAGCCUUAGUCAAAGCCGCUCAAGAGCUUGGAUUUCUCGUCAUUGAUCGUCCGGCAAGAUCAAUCACACUCAAAUACCCUAAUGCUUCCGAACCUGAAGAAACGGUCACGGAAUCAUACGAGGUUUCGGACGUGAUUGAGUUCUCUAGCAAGAGGAAACGCAUGUCGAUCGUUGUGCGGUUCCCGAACGGCAAGAUCUGUAUAUUCUGCAAGGGUGCCGAUUCAGCAAUCCUGCCUCGACUGAAAUUGGCUUCACUGGCUAUUGAGAAGGCAGCAGAAGUCAUUCGGAAGUCUAGCAUAAGGAAAAGUAUGGAAGCUGAACAAGCACUUCGUAGAAUGAGCCACCAGAGUGAUCACAGUCCUAGGAACAGCUUUAGUCGACCCAGCAUGAAUCUUGGAAGACCUAGCAUGAGCAAGAACAGAAAAAGUAUUGGUCAUGGUCGACCAAGCAUAGCUAGUACGAGGCUUCAGCCAAUCCGGGACGAACUCGAUACGUGGCUGAGAGAUCGCGAGAAUAUUGACGUUGAGAUGGUAGGAGAAGAUAUUAGUGCUCAUCAAACACCUACAACACCACGAGCUUCUAUGGGAAGACUCUCCUUAGCCUCGAUGGAUCAUAGAAAUUCAUUCCAGGAUAUGCAGUUCGACGAACUUGUUGAUGAGGCACUUGUGUUGGAUGAUGCCGCAGUUUUUGAGCGUUGCUUUCAACAUAUGAAUGAUUUUGCAUCCGAGGGCCUACGCACACUUCUAUUUGGUUAUCGAUUUCUGGAUGAACAAGAAUAUGACGGUUGGAAAAAGAUAUAUCUUGAUGCUACAACAAGUCUCGUGGACCGACAAGAGUUAAUUGAGAAGGCCGGUGAGAUGAUUGAGCAGAAUUUUGAUCUUUCUGGUGCUACGGCUAUUGAGGAUAAACUUCAGAAGGGGGUUCCUGAGACUAUUGAUAAACUGAGAAGAGCUAAUAUCAAGAUUUGGAUGUUGACUGGAGACAAGAGAGAGACUGCUAUCAAUAUCGCUCACUCUGCUAGGUUGGCAAAGAACUAUUCUGACGUAAGGACACCCUGAUUUUGUUUGUCCAAAUCGGCUCUGAAGGAAAGAAGCUAACUUGUUUUUAGGUAAUCAUUCUAGAUCAUACCACUGGUGAAUUUGAGCAAAGAAUGGCCACUGCUACCCUGGACAUUGGCAAGGGUGCCAUCGCUCAUUCAGUUGUCGUUGUGGAUGGUCAGACACUCAGUGAAAUUGAUGCCAACGAGACUUUGAAACUUCUUUUCUUUGAUCUCGCGGUUCUUGCUGAUUCAGUGAUAUGUUGCCGAGCAAGUCCAAGCCAGAAAGCUUCACUGGUCAAGAAGGUCAGAACCAAGAUCAAUAAAUCUAUCACUUUGGCAAUUGGUGAUGGUGCGAACGAUAUCGCAAUGAUACAAGAAGCACAUGUUGGUAUCGGUGUCAGUGGAAAAGAAGGUCUACAAGCCGCCAGAAUCUCCGACUAUUCCAUCGCCCAAUUUCGGUUCUUACAGAGACUACUAUUCGUUCAUGGACGCUGGAACUAUAUCCGGACCGCCAAGUACAUACUGGCGACCUUCUGGAAAGAGUUGGUCUUCUAUAUGCUACAAGCCAUGUACCAGAAAUGGACAGGUUAUACGGGAACUUCUUUGUUCGAAUCGACUAGUUUAACCGUCUUCAAUACCCUUUUCACAUCACUUGCUGUCAUCUUUCUCGGAAUCUUCGAACAAGAUCUUAAUGCUUCGACCCUCCUCGCUGUGCCGGAACUCUACACCAUGGGACAAAGGAACGAGGGAUUCAACAUAAAGAAAUACCUUGGUUGGAUGUUCAUGGCUGCCUGCGAAUGCAUGAUUAUAUGGUUUGUGAUGUUUGGGCUAUUCGGCGAGUCGACGUUUACAAGUGAUAAUAAUUUGUUUUCGAUGGGUCAACUCUGCUUUACUUCGGCAGUGGUAUUCAUCAAUACAAAGAUGCUGUAAGUUUACCAGUUGUGUGUGCGGGAAAUUACCAACCUAACAGAGGAUAGAAUUCUUGAAAUGCAUAAUAAAACCUGGGUUCCUGCUUUUGGAUGGAUUAUCUCUGUUGGCGGUUGGUUCAUGUGGAACAUUCUCCUCUCUUUUGCAUUCAAGCCCACAACAAAGGUUUAUCCCCUCUAUCCAGUCGCCGAUGGCUUCCUGACACGUUUCGGCCGGAAUAUCCUCUGGUGGCUCGUCGUACUACUUUCACUAGCUGCCGUAGUCCUUCUCGAGCUUGGAGUCUCCUCGAUACGGAAGAGUUUCUGGCCUACAGACACAGAUAUCUUCCAGGAAUUGCAAAAGGAUCCUGAAAUUCAAAAACGCUUCGAGGAUACCAUCAGGGCGGAGGAAGAUGGCUAUGGUGGUAUGGAAACGAGCCACGAACAAACAAGUGCCGAUCUAAGAGAGGAGAGGGAGAUUCAAGCGUUACUUGAUGGACGUCGUCCCAGUAGGAUCAGUACCGGCAUCACUGAUGCUGAGUUGGACGCGAGUGGUGCUUUAGUCAAGAGUCCAAUCGAAUCCGAAGGCGGCAUGAAGAGGACCAUGAGUGCGAAUCUGACGAGGCGGAAGCAGAGCACUGAAAAUGCUAUGCUUGUCGGGGUCGCGGGUGAUGAUAUUGAACUUGCGAGUCGAUUUCCGACCGCCAGACGGUCGGUGGAUAUUGCUGAGGUGCUUGGUCGGAAAUCUGGGACUCCGUGAUGUACUGUAGCUGAAAAUAAGAGGAGGGAAGGGGACUGACUUUCUCGAACAUGG
Messenger RNA from Hymenoscyphus albidus, 5548 nucleotides. NCBI's taxonomy places the organism in Eukaryota, Fungi, Ascomycota, Leotiomycetes, Helotiales, Helotiaceae. The record is from the annotation of a GenBank genome assembly.